AUGAGAAAAAAAAGUGAACAUCCCAGACUGCUAACGCCUCUUAGGAGGAUACCUAAAAAUAGAGGAAUGGUUGUAAGAAACACUAGCGAAAUAAACCCUUUAUCUGAAAAGGAAAUAAAAAAUGUUAUAGAAGUAUAUUCAGGGGCUAAUAAAGCCUACUAUGAAAAUUAUAUAAAAAGUGAAAUCACUAAAAAAAAAAAAAAAAAAAAAAUUUUUAAAAAAAGUAAAAGUAAGAAAUUUGAUUCAUUGAGUCUUAAUCCAUUAAAUUAUAGAAAUAAAGAUUUUGAAGAAAAUAAAACGCUUUUACAUUUACCAGGAUCGAAUGUGACUCCAAACUAUACGAUUCAGAGUCAAACAGUGCAAUAUGCAGUAUCGUCAAUGCCAUAUGAAACACUCCACAAAUCUAAUCCAUUGUCGUGGGGAUGCCAAUAUACCAAUCAUUAUGAACUUCCAACGAUUUGUUCCAUUGUAAAAUCAAAACAUCCGAUAUAUUCACAAGCGAAUAAUGGAAAAACUAAGCGAAAAAUUUCAAAGAAUAACAAUAAAAAAAAAGGUGAAAAGAAGAAAAAAAAUAUUAACUUAUUUGAAAAAACUGAAAUGUAUGCUAAUAAUGCCCAAAUUAAGGAAGCUCCUACUUUCGGAAAUUACAUAGAUGAAUUUUCAGAUUUUAUAAACGAUAAAAAUCAAAAAAAUGAUUUCUUAGAUGAGCAUUGUAGUGAUAUUGAUGCCAUCAAAAAAAAUAGUCAAGAUUCAGAAAGAAGUAAAAAUAUUGUAGACAAGACAUAUAUUUAUUCUGAUUUUUAUCAUGAUUUAAAAAAUUCUGAUCUUAAAAAUAAUAUAAAUAAUUACAAUUUUACACUAAAAGGAAAUGAUGCUAUUGCAGAAAAUAAUACCAGCUCUUCCAAUAUUACAUAUAAGGAUCAAAAUGACACACUUAAUAGUAAUAAAGAAUUAAAUGAUGAAAAUAUUAAGAACCAUAAUAAGCUUAAGAAUUUAUCAUCUAACAAUCUUGUAGAUAAUAAUUUGUCGAACUCUAUACUACCUAAAUUGAACGAUUUAAAUACAUAUAUGGAUAAUCAUAAUGUUGAGAAUAAAUAUUUUAAUUAUACUGUUGCAGAUUGCUCAACUUAUUCUAAUAAUACAUAUGAUAUGGAAAAUUAUAAUGAUAAAAAAGAGGAUAAUGUUGUAAAUUCGCAUAAUAUAGAGAAAUAUGAUCAUAAUUACAACUGUAAUGAAGCCCAAAACAAAAGUUCACCAAAAAAAAUAGGUACAAAAGGAUGCGAAACAAUCACGAAAAAUAAGAAACUUAAUGAUAACCAUGUGUUAAAAAAAAAAUCAAAAGAAACUGUUUUAUCUAGUAUACCUACUCACAAUGAAAUAAAUAAUGAGAGCAAUAACAAAACGAAUAUUUGUGAAUUAAAUAAAAAUAUGAAUGUUAAGAAAAAAAAACAAAAAAAUAGCAAAUUAAAAAAGAGUAAUUUCAUAAAAAAUAAUUUAGAUAAUGAAGAAAAUAUAUCAAAUGAAUGCUCAUAUAACAAAUGUAAGCAAAAUUCUAAAGAACAGUCUUCAAAACCGAAAAAAAAAAAUUCAAAAAUGAAUAAAUUACAAAAUGGCUAUCCACAUAAUACUAAUUUGAAUAAUGAGACAUUUAAUUCUAUGGUAAAAUGCCAAGUAAAUAACAAUUCGAAUAUUCAUCAAAAUGCUAUCUCCAUGGAUCAGAAUUUAGAAUCUAAGAAUACUAUUUAUGAUUUUGCAAAAAAUCAUCAAAAAGAUUUAUGUAAAAUAGAGAACUUUCCUAAUGAGCAUUUUCCCACAAAUAACAAAGUAGACAAUAUUAUGCAUAAAAGCAUUCCAAUAAAUGGCAUAGAAAUAAUAAAUGGGAAUGAAAUUAAUGCAAAUGCGCCACCAACUUGUGUAUAUAUCGUUCAGGACGAGAAUAAUAAAACAAAACUUGAUAUACACAACAUGAAUAAUAAGAUACCUGAUGGAAACGAAAAGAACCCUACAUUAGAUAAUUAUAAUUUAUACAAUCAUGAAUAUAGUAAAAGAAUAUGCCAAACCUCCCCUAUACCAAAAAAUAACCAAAGUUAUAUAUUUAAAGAUUAUAAUACACCGGUAUUGGUAAAUCCCAUUUCGAAUAAACAACCCCAAACAGCUCCAAUACCUUCUGAACUGAACAGAAUCCUCCCUCCAAUAUCUAUAAUACCACUACAAACACAUGCGAUGCAUACAAGCCCACAAAUUACAAGUGAAACUACACAAUUAUCUGUAUCACCUAUUCGACUUCCAAUGACACAAACACUUACGCAUAUUAUACCGCAAGCACUUACUCAUGUAACACCUACUCAAAUUCCAGUGUCACAGACCCUUCCUCCUAUGACGCAGACACAAAUAUCGUUAACACAAGGACAAGCAUACAUGACACCAUCUAGCGCUUCUAAUGGAAAUAACAACUUUAAAAUAAUAAGGGAUUUAUCUUCCCAAAUUUAUGCCAAACCUGCUCCUCUAUCAGCUCCCUUUAUAGAAAAACCUAUUAUUAUAGAUAAUACCUCAUUAAUGUGCGCAUAUCCAAAUACAGAACAUCUUAACAUUGAUAAAACCUCAAACCUGAUUGAUUUAUCAAAAAGGCUACCAGAAUUUAAAAAUAAUAAUACUGAGAAUAGUUCAUAUCUUUUCCAAAAUAAUGGGCAAUAUAAUGUAGAUAAUUGUUUUAUAAAAUCGAUUACUCCAAAUAUUAAUGCAUCUUAUAAUAACAAAAUAGAAAAUAAUAUUUAUGAUUUAAAAAAUAGACAAUAUCCCGAUAACGUAAAUACAAUAUUUAUAAACAAUAAUAAUGAUAUUAUUGAUAAUAAAAAUAUUAAUAAUAAUAAAAACAGUAUAUAUGUAGAUAUGGUUAAAACUGAUGGCAUGGGGAUGAACUUUGUAAAAUUAGAUCAGGUGUCACCAAAACGGAUUAAUGGAUAUAUAAAUGAACAUAAUACAAGUGUAAAAAAUGAGAAUUCAAAUAUGCGUUAUAUAAACAUAUAUCCACAUAGUAAGAGUGAAAAUAUUAGUUGUAAUAUUAUAAAUUCAGAUGAUAAUUUAAAUCGCGGGGUAGGUACUGUUGAUAUUUUUCAACAUAAUAAUUCUCAGCAAACAAUCAAUAAAAAUUGUGCGAAUAAGUUGAGUUUAGGAGAAGUGAUUAAAAAUUCGAAUAAUAAAAUGUUAAAUUUACAAAAUAAAGAAUUAAUGAACAUUUUGAAUGAUAGUAAAAAUGAUAAACCAGACAAUAAUAGAAGCAAUAUAUUAAAUAUUCAAAAUGAAAAAAAUCCUCAAAAUAUUUUAGAAGACACAAGAAAUUCAUUUUCGUGUAUGAGUGUAAAUCCUAAUUAUAUGAACAAUGGAAUUAUAAGGAAUACUGAUCAAUUAAUACAAAACAAUUCAGAUGCAUUAAGCCAUUUAAACUAG
Messenger RNA from Plasmodium vinckei vinckei, 3447 nucleotides. RefSeq names its product conserved Plasmodium protein, unknown function. The transcript has a single exon. NCBI's taxonomy places the organism in Eukaryota, Apicomplexa, Aconoidasida, Haemosporida, Plasmodiidae. The coding region runs from base 1 to 3447 and encodes 1148 amino acids. The record is from RefSeq and is a predicted model, not a curated record.